GGACGCGGCGAGGCGCGGGUAGUGCUCCAGGGACCUUGACUCAGACCGGUUGGACCUAGACUGUAGGGUGGAGCGGGCGGCCGUGGAGAUUUCGCCGCUUUCCAUCGCGCAGAACUCGCAGCCGGGAGUCGCCCAGGUUCCGGCUCCACAUCCAGCCACUUUUCAGCCAGCGACUCGCCGGCGUCGGCGCCUGGACAGGCCGUGGGGGCGGAGCUCACCAUCCCCCGGGCCUCCAAUUGGCUGCUUCUGUUUUCCUUUUCACUUUCCUGGCCGCCGGAGUUCAGAUGUGAAGUGACCGCCAUCUACGAGCCGGCCCUCGGAGUGGAUGCACUUUGCUUUUCCAGGGAAGCGUUAACCUCGCCCAGACGAGUUGGAGCUCUCCACAAGCAACAGUUGCCAAAAAUAAGUUGGGUUUAUAUUGUUUUUUCGGUCGGUGGAAGAUGUUGGCAUUUACGUUCGCCUCCACACAAGUGUUUUGCUAGCAACUUAAAUGACUGUUUUUCUCAAAAAUGCUAUAUAUUUUGCCCUCCAGCUGCUCAUAUCCUUAUUUUCCAUGACAGAUCUUGACGACAAUAUAUGCAGAAAGUAUAUAAAGAUGAUAACUAAUAUAGUUAUAUUAAGCCUGAUCAUUUGCAUUUCUUUAGCUUUCUGGAUUAUGUCUAUGACUGCAAGCACCUAUUAUGGUAACUUACAGCCUAUUUCUCCUUGGCGUUGGCUGUUUUCUGUUGUUGUUCCCGUUUUGAUCGUCUCUAAUGGCUUUAAAAAGAAAAGUUUAGAUCACAGUGGCGCUUUAGGAGGGCUAGUGGUUGGAUUUAUCCUAACCAUUGCAAAUUUCAGCUUUUUUACCUCUCUGCUGAUGUUUUUCCUUUCUUCUUCGAAACUCACUAAAUGGAAGGGAGAAACAAAGAAGCGUCUGGAUUCAGAAUACAAAGAAGGUGGACAGAGGAAUUGGAUUCAGGUGUUCUGUAACGGAGCUGUACCCACAGAGCUGGCCCUACUGUACAUGAUAGAAAAUGGCCCCGGGGAAAUCCCAAUAGAUUUCUCCAAGCAGCACACUGCUUCCUGGAUGUGUUUGUCUCUCUUGGCUGCACUGGCCUGCUCUGCUGGAGACACAUGGGCCUCAGAAGUUGGCACCGUUCUGAGUAAAAGCCCACCGAGGCUAAUAACAACUUGGGAGAAAGUUCCAGUUGGGACCAAUGGAGGGGUUACGAUGGUGGGCCUUGUUUCCAGUCUCCUCGGUGGUACCUUUGUGGGCAUCGCCUACUUUCUCACACAGUUGGUUUUUGUUAAUGAUUUGGAUAUCUCUGCUCCCCAGUGGCCAAUUAUUGCAUUUGGGGGUCUGGCUGGAUUACUAGGAUCAAUUGUGGACUCAUAUUUAGGAGCUACAAUGCAAUUUACUGGUUUGGAUGAAAGCACUGGCAUGGUUGUCAACAACCCAGUGAACGAAGUGAAGUACAUAGCAGGGAAACCCAUUCUUGAUAACAAUGCGGUGAAUCUGUUUUCUUCUGUCCUUAUUGCUCUCUUGCUCCCAACAGCUGCUUGGGGGUUUUGGCCCAGGGAGUGAGCUUUAUUUCAUUUACAAAGGUUAAAACUGUGGUAAAUUCAGCUACAUCUGCAAUCCCAAGUUUCAUUCUAAGAAGAAUAAUUGUAAUGGAAAAGGAAGUGCCAGCUCCUCGCAUCAUAAUGAUGGAAUUCCACCUCUCUACUCCCGUGUAACAGCUAACAUGCUCUAGGGAAAGACAAGAAUACAUAGAACUUACCCUUUUUUUUUUUCUGAUGAAUGGAACUUCUUGAGCAGUGAAGCUACAAUGUCCUUCUAUAUUGGUAUGUAUUGAUCUGAAAGCUAGAUAUUGAACUGAAAGUUCCUACAUGGUAAAUAUAAAUUUUGUUUUCUUUGUUUAAACCAGUGUGGAGACUAAAAGUGAUAAAAUUUUAAAAUGGUUCUCACUUGUGCCAGAGAAAUGCCACUGUGCCAGUUACCCAAAUGUUAUAUCUGUUUUAAGUGGUUUAAGUAGAUGUGUGUGGAAGCCUGAAGAAGUGUAGUAUCCUGGACUUCUUCCAGUCUUUGCCAUGUACAAUUGUGGAAAGGGUGGAGUUUGGUUCCUAGUGAGCUGUGAGGCCCACUCCACAUCUGUUCUUCCUUCCUCAGGGUUAGUAAUGAAAAAAAAAGGAAAUAUCUUUUUCAUACGACCUUUAGAAUGCAUGAAAAAAGUAAAGUAAAAGCAAAAGAGAUCUAGCUUGUAUCUAAAAAACAUGCACCUUACUACAUAUGUCAGUUGAUCUCUGAGCAGAAAUGAUCUCAAAUUGAAUAUUCUAUAAUGUCUUUUCUAGCUUUCUUUAAAAUAUGUAUAGGAAUCUGCUUUACUCUGGCCUCCUGAACAGUUGGAGUCACUGGAAAAUGAUAAUUUUUUUAUUUGCUAUCCUAGAAUUCACUAGAAAAUGCUAUGGCUUCCUAUGAUGUACCUUUUAAGUUAUGCUCUCCUUUACAUUAUUGCCGCAACUAAAGUGACUCCUACUUUUCAUCUUUUUUUCUUCAUUAUGAUGAACUGUGCUAAAGGAAUUUGAUAUGGUAUGGAUUAUUUUUCUAAAUGUAUGUAAAAAUAUUUCUCAUAUGAUUUCCAUGCCUUUCUAUCGCUGCCUCUUGCAUUCUUGGAGCAAAUGGGGAGAGAUUGCAUGAGUAAGCCACCAUCAGAGUGGAUAAAGCUUAGAAUUUUUUAUUGCUGAGUCUACUGCAGUGAUCUAAAACUGACUUAUAUAAUUUAGGAAGGAAGAAAAAGAAAAAUUGACACCCGUACUCCUUAAGCCAAGCAACUCAGUGGGUCUUAACCAUUGUUUUGCAACGUUGGAUAUACAUUGGAAUCGCCUAAGUAUCUUUUAAGAAAAUACUUGUGUCCGGGUUUCACCCCCAAAGAUUCUCAUUUACCUGGUCUGGGGUACAACCUAAGUAUUGGGACAUUUUAAACCUCUGGCUGCCCCUUAGAAUCAUGUAGGAAGUUUUUAAAAACACUUGUCAAGGCCCCUUUCUAGACCAAGUAAAUCAGAAUGUCUGAGAGGGAGGCUGUUUUUAGAAAGCCCUCUGGGAGAGUCUAGUGUUUAAACAGGCUCAGAACUACUAAAUAAGAAUAUCCUAAAGCUAUACCUGAAAGAAGCUUCAAAGGUGUGGGACUUCAUUUUUAUGCAGACAACUACUAGCAGUAGUACUGCAUGCUGUUUCUAUGGGUGAAUAGCCUCUGGUAAUUAAUUAUACAGUGUCUUAUAGCUACAUCACUUACCAAAUCAUUCCUGCAUCAGUUUAUUCCUGCAGCUGCUCUAACAUGCCUUUGCUCUCUUCCUGGAGAUUCAUCCUUGUGGCGUACUGUGGAACAAAAAUAUUUAUUGGAACUAUCUUUGGGUUUGGUAGAAUCAUCAUGUCAUUAACAGUUUUGGAAAAUAUUGCUUCACAAUCUUUUAUGUGAAAACCUAGGGCUACUUGUGGUUUGGAAUAAAAGCUUUCAGAUUUUAGGAAAGUAAUAGGGUACAUAUAAAACAUUUUACUUAAAACUCCAAAACAGUCAAGGUUGACACCCAUUACCAAAUAUACCAAAUUCACUAAUACAUCUGUGGUGAAUAUAUGAAUGACACCAAUAAGUGUGAUAACUAAAGACUCUAAAGAGCCUGAGAUCAGGUCAGGUCAGGUUUUGUCACCAAACUUAGGAAAAAAAUUUCUGUUUUCAGAGCUGUUUUGGAUAUGAGAAUUGUUAAUAAAGAAUUGUGGCUCUUUUUUUUUUUAAUCUUAGAUGUAUUUUACUGUAACAUCCUUUUUAAUUGGAUAUUAAACUGGUUCAGUGUAUUUCUCUAUUGAGUGAGCAGCUUAUAUUAAAAAACACUUUUCAUGGAAAGAGCUCCAUGUAUCAAUAUAAUAAAACAGUAUGUACCACCUAUCUAGGCAUCCUAAAGGUGGACAUGCUAUUUCUUAUCCUAAUGUGCUCGGUAAAGGAAAGCAAGGUGUAUGUGGCUCAGGGCAGCUCCUGGAGGAGACGUGAGGACUUCAGGGAGGGGCCCUGGAAUACGCAUCACAUGGAGCUACCAGGAGAACAAUGACUACAACAACUCAUUUCAUUGUUAGCAUUUCUCAUUACUCGAGUUGUCUAUGCUUCAACCAGGUGCAUAUAGCUCUUUCUUGUUUCUGGUUGCUGUAUAUGUAGGAUGCCAGCUUCAGAACUGCCAGUCACAUCCCAAUUAGGGAUAGGCCUAGUAUAGAGAAAAAUUAUGUGAGGGGAGAUAUUGUAAACUUUGCCUCAUGCCCGCAAUCUUAAUGUUAAUGCACAAUGGGUGUACGAGAGCCCAGUAAACUGAUGUUCCUGAUGCCAGCACAAGGAAAAAAAACUACUUAGCCCCCGAACUCCAGGUGAAUUGCACACAUUUUAAAGGUAUAAACACAAUUAUGCAACUUAGUUUAAUCUCCUAAAAGGAGUAUCAUCUGUUGCUAUAACUCCAAAUGGUCCUGAACAUUUUAAAAAUAUAUGCGUGUUCAAUAUAUGUUUGUGAAAUUAAGUUGUUUGACUCUAAGUAGUGGUUUGUUUAUUUUAAGAGUCACUGGAAGUUGAUAAUCAGGAACAUAUUUCUGGAGGAAAAUAAAAAAUAAAAAAAACUGUGGCUACCUGAAUUGAUGAAGACUGAUGAUUUCAACAUUUCUUAAUCAUGUGUUGCAAUGUUAAUGGUUUUGGAACUCAUGAGUCAGGAAAUGAUGGUAGAAGGAGAGGGGGUGAGGCCACGUUGGCAGGGCAAGGCUCCUGGAAUUACCCUCCCUGCCAAGACUACACAUGUUAAUUCUCUUUCAUUUAUCAAAACCAUCCCCUUCCAAAAUAAUUUUAUACAUGUAUCAACUCUAUGUUUGGAUUUUUACUUUUUUAUUAAUGUUUAAUUACUUAAGUAAUACACUGAACCUAUACUUUUUAAAUAAAAAUUAGAGCAUUACAGAUAGAGUUAAAAUAUCCUUUUGCCUCCACUACCCCUUCAAUAAACCUAGCCCCCUCUCACCUUCCCCAGAUAGCUACUGCUAGAAAUGUAAGUGUUUUCUACAUAAUAAUUAUUUGGGGUGUAUUUUGAUACACAUUCUUUUUUAUCAAUGAAAUGUUAUAAUCCAAGAAAAACCUAUUACGGAAAAAAGAUUAGAAGGAUGUAUGCCAAAAUAUUUAAUGUGUUACCUAGUAAAGAGUACAUGAUUUUAAUGUUUGUUGAAAUAAUUUUGUUACAGUAUAUGAAUUAUAUCUCAAUAAAGCUAUUACAAAAAUAAA
This is a messenger RNA of Hipposideros armiger (great roundleaf bat), 5276 nucleotides long. It is a transcript of the gene FAABTP, whose product is annotated as transmembrane protein 19. Gene Ontology annotation, cellular component: membrane. The coding region runs from base 491 to 1564 and encodes 357 amino acids. The transcript has 6 exons. Lineage: Eukaryota; Metazoa; Chordata; Mammalia; Chiroptera; Hipposideridae. The record is from RefSeq and is a predicted model, not a curated record.